CCCGGGAAGUCUCGCGAUGCCGUAGCCGGGUGCUCCCGCUGCGGGUGGCUCUGGCUGUUGCUGUGGUUGCCUGAGUUGCUGCUGCGGCGGUGGCGGCGGCGGCGGCGGCGGUGCUGGUGGAGGUGUCGGCCCUUGGGCGGAUGUUGACAUUGUGUUGUUAUUGCUGACGGUAAUGGCGGCGGCGGCGGCCAGGACCCCAUCUCCUCUGUAGCCGAAGCCGAGACAGCCCAGCGCGAACUCCACGGCCUCUGAGCUCGCGGCAGCGAUUCCCCUCAGCCUCCGUCGCCUGGCCAGCCCGUAUCCCGGCCCCCAGCCCCACUGGAGUCAGGCCCCUUCGGGAAGGGGGCCUCGGCGGUUCAGGAUGGCGGAUUUCGACGAGAUCUACGAGGAGGAGGAGGACGAGGAGCGGGCCCUGGAGGAGCAGCUGCUCAAGUACUCGCCGGACCCGGUGGUGGUCCGCGGCUCCGGUCACGUCACCGUAUUUGGACUGAGCAACAAAUUUGAAUCAGAAUUUCCUUCUUCAUUAACUGGAAAAGUAGCUCCUGAAGAAUUUAAAGCCAGCAUCAACAGAGUUAACAGUUGUCUUAAGAAGAACCUUCCUGUUAAUGUACGUUGGCUACUUUGUGGCUGCCUUUGUUGCUGCUGCACAUUAGGUUGCAGUAUGUGGCCAGUUAUUUGCCUCAGUAAAAGAACACGAAGAUCGAUUGAGAAGUUAUUAGAAUGGGAAAACAAUAGGUUAUACCACAAGCUGUGUUUGCACUGGAGACUGAGCAAAAGGAAAUGUGAAACGAAUAACAUGAUGGAAUAUGUCAUCCUCAUAGAAUUUUUACCAAAGACACCGAUUUUUCGACCAGAUUAGCAUUUACUUUAUUUAUAGAGACUUUCCAAGUAUGUUGUCUUUCCAAUGGUGCCUUGCUUGGUGCUCUCCUGGUGGUGACAUAACAUUGGUUCUACAGAAUCGUGUGGUGUUUUUUCUGUUGUUUUUUUUUUUUCAAUAACCGCAUGUUCUAAGUGUGCAUUUUUGUCAAACUUUGCAACAGUUAUUUCAUACAGAUGUUUAAUACUUAAGUUAUUGUGCUCUUUUCUGUUAUAUAUUCUGGUUUUAAGGAUUACUUUUUUGUAUUAUCAAAAAAAUACAUUUGAACUUAGCAUAAAACAUGGCUAGCCUUUUUUAUUUUACCACCAAGGUACACAGAGUCCUUUAUUUAUUAAUUCCUUAAUAUAGAAAAAGACCUUUGUAAGGCUCUACUUAUAUAUUUAGCAAGCACACUCUGCAUUAUUUUUCUUGCUUUUAAAAUUUAAUGUAGUCAUUAUUUUUAAAUAGUUUUCUUUGAUAGCUUUUGGAAACCUAACGCAUUCUUUCUCAUACAAUUCCUAAUGCUCUGUUUACAACAGAAAUAUCUGUAACAUUAUGAAGACCUGUCAAAAAGUUUUGAAAGUAUUUCUGUCUUCAAAAGUAGCAAGGCAGGAUUAAAUUAUUUUCAUUAGAAUAUACAAAUCAGUGAAUUACAUGCAUGCAUCUAAUGGUUACUAGAGCUCAGGAUUACAAAAUAUAGUAGCAUUACAAUCUGUAUAUUUUUGAUCAAGAUGGUAUUAAUAAUGGCCUUAUUUGGUUACUUUCUAUUGUUUAUCAAAUCUUAUAUACAGAAGUAUAAAAAUAUUACCUUAAAAAUUCUAAGAAAAAUAUUUCUCCCAAUUUAACACAAUUGUAGAAUGGGUAUAUGUUUCUGAAAAGUUUUUGAAAGAAAGCUAAAGUUCUAGAAUUACAGUAAGCUGGUGUUUAAUACCCCAUUCAUAUUUAAAAACAGAUUAUUACUAAAAAAAAAUAGAAGACAUAUUUAGUACCGGUUUUAUCUACUAGUUUGCUUUCAGUCCAGUUAUGUGUACUUUUUUGAUUGAGAUUGUAACAUGUAAGUUUGAAUCAGAUCAGCUUGUUUCUUUAAAAUAUAUACAAACAUACAUUUUUUUCUCCUUUUGGUUGUACAUAUUUCCAUGCAUUUUAAAAGUUUCUAAAUUUCUGAAUGGCCUAUCUGUAAAUUUUUGUUUUUAUAAACCUGGAAUUACACAGAUUUUAUGUGUGAAGAACUUGUUCCAUACGACUGUGGUAUCGAGCAAUAAUGUGAAUAACUUUUGAAAUUAUAUGAACUAUGCUAAUUUGUAUUAAGAAUUGGUACCACUAUAUAAUACCUUUUUUCCCUUUAUUAAACCUUUUAAAUACCAGUUUCAUUAAUUUAUAUAUAUCUGUAUUUUUAAAAAGUAUUUCUUUGUACUUCUCCAAAGUACUGUAAUUCUAUAAAAACUGAAUAGUUGAAUGCCAGUAUCUUAUAUCCUAUAUCAGACAUUAGGAACUAUUUUAAAAACUAAGAAAACUAAGAUUCUUUUUUUUUUUUUUUUUUGGUCUGAGAUUUAUUUGUUUCCAUUGCCCAGCAAGACACUUACCAACUUGAAUUUAUAAAACACUUUUCCUUUGAAAAGCUCAAAGUACCAAGAAUUCAAACACUUCCCGCUUUAUUUACGGUGUAUCUUGGAUGUAUCCUAUCUCCUUAAAGUAGUGCAAUUAAAAGAUAACGCUGUUCAGAC
Vicugna pacos (alpaca) is the source of this 2580-nucleotide messenger RNA. It is a transcript of the gene CHIC2, whose product is annotated as cysteine rich hydrophobic domain 2. The record is from RefSeq and is a predicted model, not a curated record. NCBI's taxonomy places the organism in Eukaryota, Metazoa, Chordata, Mammalia, Artiodactyla, Camelidae. Gene Ontology annotation, cellular component: plasma membrane; Golgi-associated vesicle.